AGAAGACCGGCUGUGAUUCGUAAUUUGCUAACGAGAAGCACUACUAAUCCCAGAGAACCAUAGUGCCGUCCGUGCAGUUCCUCGCCGCCAAUCCUGUGCCUUCCGGGAAUUCACAUUUUGAAAUAUUAUUUCGGUUAAGGUUUUCACCGGUCACGUGGAGGGUGCGUUGUGCGGUGUGUUCUUUGCGCUGAGGUCAUUCGCGGUCAUUAGUAUAUUUAUGGCUUAGUACAUAAGCGGAGCGGUACCGUCUUCCUUUUUUGCGGAAGCGAGUAAUUCGAAACAAUCGCCAACUGUAACAGGGCCGGAACCCUGCAGGCUGUCAACACCUAGUUUCCUGACUCAUUCGGGAGGUAGAUUUCCGUGGGUCUCCACUACCCCACUAAUCAGUUAUCGAUUAAGCGCGCGUCUGGGCAACACGUUAUUUGCCUACGUGGAACCAGUAACUUACCCACCUGAAGCAUGGAUCCAUUAAGUAUUGGAUCGAGCGUCCUGAGUCUGCAUCAGCGAGAAAACAGCGAGCAGCACAAAGAUGACGCAUUCCGAGAGAUCAUUGCCAGCUGCCGGUCGCUGAGCAAGUAUGAGACGAACACCAGGUCCGCCCUGCCCCAGAUCCUGUCGGCGAUCGUGGCCGCCUCGUUCCACAUCGUCAUCGGUAUCUCGUUGGCCUACUCCGCUAUUCUGAUCCCGCAGCUAGAGGAACCGGGCAGCGAUGUGCCCAUCACCAAGGCCCAAUCGUCGUGGAUCGCGUCGAUCAUCGUGAUUAUGGUGCCGAUCGGGUCACUGGUCGCCGGCAUAAUGAUGGAGUUUCUCGGGCGCCUCAACACGAUUAAACUGGCCGCACUGCCGUGUGUCGUCGGCUGGGUGUCGAUCGCCCUCGCGCCAAACUUCACCUGGAUCAUGGUCGGUCGCGUGCUGACUGGUUUCGCCUGUGCGCUCGGAACCAGCCCUGCCAUCGUCUACAUCACGGAGGUGGCCCGGCCGGAUAUGCGCGGUUCGUUGAUCUCAUCCGGUCCUACGCUGGCCUCGCUCGGCAUGGUCAUCGCCUACGCAAAGGGUGCUUUCAUGAACUGGCGGUUGGUGUCGUGGAUCUGCAUCAUUUACACCGUCGUUCCGGUUGUGCUGAUACAGCUGUUCGUCCCUGAGUCUCCGGUUUGGCUGGUGUCGAAGGGGCGCAUCGAGGACGCGGCCCGCUCGCUGCGCUUUCUCUACAAGAAGUAUCCCCAACCCGAGCACACGGAUCAACCACUGUCCGAGAUGCAUCUGAAUGCGCUGCUGAAAGAGCGGGAAACGAAGAUCGCAGAGGCGCAGAGAAACGUCAACCGGCACGGCGAGCAGCAGUCUAAGCUGCGUGGAUUCCUGAAACCGACCGGCUACAAACCGAUGAUAAUCCUCUUCUGGUUUUUCCUGAUCCAGCAGUUUAGCGGCAUCUACAUAACGCUCUUCUUCGCGGUCACCUUCAUUCAGGACGUGGGGACCGAGGUGAACGCAUUCACGGCUUCCAUUUUCGUAGGGCUCACGCGCUUCACGAUGUCCCUGCUGAACGCGUGGUUGUUGAAGCGGUUCCCGCGCCGUCACCUCGUCAUGGUUUCGACUAUCGGGAUGGCGCUUUGCAUGUCCGUGUCGGGUCUGUUUACCCUGUGGAUCAAAGAGGGUACCACAACGCUCACGUGGAUACCGGUGGUUGGGUUGCUGCUGUACGUGUGCGCCUCGAUGAUCGGACUACUCACCAUACCGUGGACGAUGACGGCCGAACUGUUUCCGACGGAAAUCCGUGGCAUCGCCCACUCGAUCUCAUACUCGAUGGCCAAUCUUUUAAUGUUUUUCGCCGUCCAAAGCUACCGGACAAUCAGUGAUCUGCUCGGAGGAGCGUACGCGGUCCAGUGGAUGUUUGCCGUCGUGUCGGUGAUAGGAUUUUUCUUCGCCCUCUUCUUCCUACCGGAAACGCAAGGCAAAAGUUUGGCCGAAAUCGAGGCGUACUUCGCUGGCAAGUCGCAAUCGUCACCGCAGCGUUCGUCGGCGGAAAGGGCAGCCAAAACGACCGUCACCGAGCAUCUCAUUCGCAGUCCGAGCCGGGAAGCGAAGCUGAAGGAGGUUGAGCUGAUGCUGAAGAACAAGAAUGGUGCUUAAUGCGCCACAUUGAAGCGUUCAAAGGACAACGACCGGACGGCUAAGUGUUUGGAGGAUAUAGAAGAAACAUUUAUGAUACAGUAUUCAAAUUUGCUGUGCAACUUGUGAAAUGGAGAUGUACUUACUGUACCGUAGGAUAGAAAACAUAGGAACGCCAUACGAUGGAAACUCCUUCCCUGAUGAAGCACACGCCGUACACCAAGUGGUGCCAAUGUAGGGAAUCUUUUCACGAAGGAGAGUAUAUAUUUAUUUCUAGUAUUUUCAAAUUAAGCGUGACAUUGCGCAAAACGUGCUUUACAAAUCAUGCUAGGCACGUUGAAUUCAGAUACGUGAGUAUGCAGGAAUAUUUUGAAGAUUAGUAUUUUUUAAUGACGAACUUUAGCUUAAUAAGCAAAACAAACUACGUUGCACUGUAUGUUGGAUUGGCGUUUGACCUUUCUGAUGAAGCCAUUUGAUGCAAUCCAAGUUCAAAACAAGCGUGUUAAUCGGAUUCGACUCGCAUAUGCAAGCAUAUGGUGUUAAUUCGGGACAAACGGUUGAUUGGAGUCGAUUGAAGCGAUACGAACGAUGAAUACAAUCCAAACUAUU
This is a messenger RNA of Anopheles bellator, 2715 nucleotides long. RefSeq names its product facilitated trehalose transporter Tret1-2 homolog. Lineage: Eukaryota; Metazoa; Arthropoda; Insecta; Diptera; Culicidae. Gene Ontology annotation, biological process: transmembrane transport. The coding region runs from base 460 to 2127 and encodes 555 amino acids. The record is from RefSeq and is a predicted model, not a curated record. Gene Ontology annotation, molecular function: transmembrane transporter activity. Gene Ontology annotation, cellular component: membrane. The transcript is spliced from 6 exons.